ACCUACCUACCAUGGACCCGCGAAUCAGCGCUUACAUAAACUUGAAUAAAAUCAAAAUCUAAUAGCUAUAAAUAAUAAAAAAAUGUCGUGAUAGAUUAUAUUCUGUUGGUGGAUCUCUUUAAAGCAAAGAUUACCUAAGAGCAGCUAUCAGUAGAGAUCCGAGUGCAAGUCUGAGCAGAGAUACAGAGCAAGAGCUAUGGCAAUGGCAAGGGGCAGCCUUCAGACAUUUCAUUGCAGCUGGAAGACGCUGGAUCAAAAUCCUGCGCCACUUCACCCGAAAUCGAUGCCAUGUUUGCCCAGAUUAGGCCUUCAAUCGUGUAAGUUUUUAUCUUGCGGGCAGAGGCUGGGUGCAGGGAAAACGAGAGUGAAUGUUCCCGUUUUAAGGAGGAGGAUUUGUCCUCAAGCAGUGGCAUCUGACAUGCAGUCGAAGCCCACUGUUUUGGUGGCUGAGAAACUGGGAGAAGCAGGGCUGGAGCUGCUUCGAAGCGUGGCCAAUGUGGACUGCUCAUAUAACUUAUCUCCGGAAGAGCUGUGCACGAAAAUAUCUCUGUGUGAUGCGCUGAUCGUGAGGAGCGGAACGAAGGUGACACGAGAUGUGUUCGAGAGUUCGAAUGGAAGGCUUAAAGUGGUGGGGCGUGCUGGGGUGGGGAUAGAUAAUGUGGAUCUGCAGUCGGCUACCGAGUUUGGCUGUUUAGUGGUGAACGCACCGACUGCUAACACUGUGGCGGCGGCGGAGCAUGGGAUUGCUCUCUUGGCUUCCAUGGCUAGGAAUGUACCCAUGGCUGAUGCUUCCAUGAAAGCAGGCAAGUGGCAACGGAACAAGUAUGUAGGUGUCUCUCUAGUUGGGAAGACACUUGCAGUCAUGGGUUUUGGAAAGGUUGGGUCAGAAGUUGCUCGGCGUGCUAAAGGUCUGGGGAUGAAUGUUAUUGCACAUGAUCCAUAUGCCCCUGCUGAUCGAGCGCGAGCCAUUGGUGUUGAUUUGGUAUCAUUUGAUGAAGCUAUAGCUCUUGCCGAUUUUAUUUCAUUACAUAUGCCAUUAACUCCUGCCACAGACAAGAUAUUUAAUGAUGAAGCUUUUGCCAAGAUGAAGAAGGGGGCACGCAUAGUAAAUGUUGCUAGGGGUGGUGUUAUUGAUGAAGAGGCACUGGUCAGGGCACUUGAUAGUGGGAUUGUAGCUCAGGCUGCAUUAGAUGUAUUCACAGAGGAGCCUCCAGCCAAAGACAACAAGUUAGUGCAGCAUCAAAAUGUUAUAGUCACACCUCACCUUGGAGCAAGCACAACAGAAGCACAGGAAGGUGUGGCUGUAGAAAUUGCUGAGGCUGUUGUUGGAGCCCUGAAAGGUGAGCUUGCAGCAACAGCUGUUAAUGCGCCCAUGGUUCCUGCUGAGGUUCUUUCAGAGCUUGCUCCCUAUGUGGUGUUGGUAGAAAAGCUGGGUAGACUUGCAGUACAGCUGGUAGCAGGUGGCAGUGGCGUGAAACUUGUGAAAGUGUCCUAUGCCUCCGCAAGAGCUAGUGAUGACUUGGACACAAGAAUACUUCGUGCCAUGAUUAUUAAGGGAAUUAUCGAGCCCAUCUCUAGUUCAUUUGUGAAUCUGGUAAAUGCAGACUUUGUUUCAAGACAGAGAGGUUUGCGGCUGAGUGAAGAAAGAAUCCAGCUUGAUAGUUCUCCUCAAGAACCUCUUGAGUCGAUACAAGUACGAAUUGCAAAUGUUGAAUCCAAAUUUGCCAGUGCUAUUUCAGACAGUGGAGAUAUCACUGUCGAAGGAAAAGUUAAGGAUGGAAUCCCUCAUCUUUCCAAGGUUGGUACUUUCAGUGUUGAUGUAAGUCUGGAGGGAAGUGUCAUUCUUUGCAGACAAAUUGACCAACCUGGUAUGAUUGGGGCAGUCGGCAAUAUUCUGGGUGAGGAAAAUGUAAAUGUUAACUUUAUGAGUGUUGGAAGGAUUGCUCCUAGAAAUCAGGCUGUCAUGGCAAUAGGAGUGGAUGAGGAGCCAAGCAAGAAGUCGCUCAAGAGAAUUGGUGAGAUUCCAGCCAUUGAGGAAUUUGUCUUUCUCAAGUUAUAGGAUCAUGCAUAGUUACCAGGAGACAUGAGGUACCAGUACCAGUAUGGGGACGUGGAUGACAAUCAAAUUAGGGUACGCAAGUAAAUGAGCAAGGAUACAGCUAUUUUAUACGUAAAUGUAAUCGCCGGAAAUUGUGGGUGCGUGGAUGGGUAUGUGGUCCAUGUUCCUAUAAUGGAGUUCCCAAGCAACUAUGGUUUUUUGUUUGCCUGCUUAGUUUUUGUUCAACAUUCUUGUUAGUAGAAAGUCUAAUAAUUUGGCAUCUGGGAAGUUUCUACAAGGCCCAAUUUUCUGCUGCCAAGGGUUUUCCUACAUAUUCCCUGAGUUUUUGUUUUGCAAAAGUUUCAUUCCUGCUGAUAAAAUAAGAAGUAACAUUGUUAGAUUGAUUUGUUUCCA
Cryptomeria japonica (Japanese cedar) is the source of this 2452-nucleotide messenger RNA. Its product is annotated as D-3-phosphoglycerate dehydrogenase 1, chloroplastic. Gene Ontology annotation, biological process: L-serine biosynthetic process. Gene Ontology annotation, molecular function: NAD binding; phosphoglycerate dehydrogenase activity. The record is from RefSeq and is a predicted model, not a curated record. The transcript has 5 exons. The coding region runs from base 197 to 2059 and encodes 620 amino acids. Lineage: Eukaryota; Viridiplantae; Streptophyta; Pinopsida; Cupressales; Cupressaceae.